Messenger RNA from Thunnus maccoyii (southern bluefin tuna), 4596 nucleotides. RefSeq names its product segment polarity protein dishevelled homolog DVL-3-like. NCBI's taxonomy places the organism in Eukaryota, Metazoa, Chordata, Actinopteri, Scombriformes, Scombridae. Gene Ontology annotation, biological process: intracellular signal transduction; canonical Wnt signaling pathway. The record is from RefSeq and is a predicted model, not a curated record. Gene Ontology annotation, molecular function: frizzled binding. The coding region runs from base 152 to 2131 and encodes 659 amino acids. Gene Ontology annotation, cellular component: cytosol. The transcript is spliced from 16 exons.
UUGACGAGGUCAACAGGAAGUGGCGUGUCUUAUUUUGUAGGAUUUGACGGUGUGGCGUCCGGAGGAGACUGAAGAGCAUCAGUCCAGCAGCAGCUGGACCGACACAUCUGGACCCGGACGACCCGGAACAGAGACAGACAGGCCGGGCUCGAUGGGGGACCGCAGCUUGUCUGAGGAGACCCGGGUCAUCUACCACCUGGAGGACCAGGAGACCCCCUACCUGAUCCGGAUCAACGUGCCCGCGCAGCGCGUCACCCUGCAGGACUUCAAACAGGUCCUGAACAAACCGAACCUCAAAUUCUUCUUCAAGUCCGUGGACGACGACUUCGGGGUGGUCAAAGAAGAGAUCAGUGAUGAUGAUGCCAGACUGCCCUGUGUGAACGGACGAGUCGUCUGCUGGCUGGUCUCAUCAGACUCUUGUCAGCCAGAUUUUAAGGGGUCGGAUAUUCAGUCUGUAGCCACGCCCACCAGCCUGGCCCCGCCCCCCAUCGAGCGGACCGGUGGGAUCGGAGACUCCAGACCGCCGUCCUUCCACGCUGCUGCUGUCAGCUGUCAGGACGAGCUGCAGGGGUCAGAGGUCGAAGUUUCACCCCGACAGAGAAGAGAAGAAGAAACGCUGCAGAGGAGAGAAGUGAGGGACCGAGGCGGCCUGAAUGGACACGCCCACCAACCUGCAGAUCAGAGUGGGGCGGGACCAACAGGUGGCGACAGCUCGUCAAACCAACAGAGCAGCGAAUUGGAGACGACGAGCUUCUGCUCCUCUGAGGAAGACUCAGGAGGAAGGUUCAGCCAAUCGACGGAGCAGAGCAGCUCCUCGCCACGACUCGUCAGGCGACAACGCCGCCGCCACCGGAAACCCAAAACACAGCGGAUGGAGAGGUCGGUGUCUUUCAGCAGUGUCACUGACUCCACCAUGUCGCUCAACAUCAUCACAGUAACUCUGAACCUGGAGAGGUAUAACUUCCUGGGCAUCAGUAUUGUGGGUCAGAGUAAUGACAGAGGAGACGGAGGGAUUUAUAUCGGCUCCAUCAUGAAGGGCGGAGCGGUGGCAGCAGACGGACGCAUCGAGCCCGGAGACAUGUUACUGCAGGUGAAUGACAUCAACUUUGAGAACAUGAGCAACGACGACGCAGUGCGAGUCCUGAGAGAGAUCGUCCACAAACCAGGUCCGGUGACGUUAACGGUGGCGAAGUGUUGGGAUCCGAACCCACGAGGCUGCUUCACACUGCCAAGAAGUGAGCCGGUCCGUCCCAUCGACCCCGCUGCCUGGGUGUCUCACACUGCCGCCAUGACGGGGAGGCUCCUCCCACACUACGGUGUCCAUGAAGACAACCAGCUCACCAUCCACAGUGACAUGACAGCCAUAGUCAAGGCGAUUGCCAAUCCCGAGUCGGGCCUAGAGGUCCGGGACCGGAUGUGGCUGAAGAUCACCAUCCCCAACGCCUUCAUCGGUUCAGACGUGGUGGACUGGCUGCACAGAAACGUGGAAGGUUUCAAUGACCGCCGAGAAGCUCGGAAGUACGCCGGAAACCUGCUGAAGGCCGGCUACAUCCGACACACCGUCAGCAAGGUCACCUUCUCUGAGCAGUGCUACUACGUGUUCGGAGACCUCUGCGGAGAUCUGGGCGUGAUGUCUCUGCUGGAUCAUGACGGAGCCUCCAGUCGAGGAGGAACAUCAGAACAUGACCCGCUGGCUCCGGCUUCAGGCCCCUUGUGGCCCCCAGCCUUCCCCUACCAGUACCCCAUCCCUCACCCCUACAGCUCGCCUCACCCCCUCCCCCAGCUGCCAGCCUGGGGGGGAGGAGGAGGAGGAGGAGGAGGAGGAGGGAGUCAGCACAGUGAAGGAAGUCGCAGCAGUGGAUCAAACUGUAGUGAUGAUCAGAAGGAGGGAGGAGGAGAACGCAGCCAAUCAGAGCCAACCAAACUGGAAGUAAAUGCUCCUUCCGGCGACGACACCACCGGACGACCGCCGUCCUCCUCCUCUGGUCUCCAUGGUAACAAAGACUCCCCCUCGCCACCUCCGGGUCAGGGUCGCGACCUUUCUUCUGUCCCGCCUGAAGUCUCCGCCUCCCGACAGUCCUUCCGCCUGGCCAUGGGAAACCCCGGCGACUUCUUUGUCGAUGUCAUGUGACCGACGUGUUGAUGAUGUCAUGUCCGGUGAUGUCACAGUGGGGGUGUGGAUAUUUAAAAAGUUGUAUUUGUACUUUGGAAAAAGCAGAAAUUUGUACCGUUCUCUGACAGAAGAAUCAUAUUUAAGGAAAGUGAAGUGAAUGGAGAGAAUAAGAGAAGAAAACCUGUUUGAACUCAUCUUCAUAUGAAAACAGACGAGGAGGAUUCGUUCUUUAUUGGUUGUUUUUGGGGGUUAAAAUAAGACCAGUUUGGUCAGUUCUGUCCUGUUUCAGCUGAAAAACACCCAGAAGAUCAUUUAACAACAGUUAUAUCUGUUUUCAAAGACUCUUUGAACCAUCAGGAUCAGAAAUAUUCUGUCUGCUGCACCAUGGAAAAGUUUUUUAACCCUUUUUAUAAACUGUUACUCAGUUCUCAGACCAAAAAUGGCAGCUGGAAAUGACAAAUAUUCAAUUAGCACGACACAAAAUAUAAAAUAAUGGUAACCCGAUAUAUACCGCAGGUAUUUUCCACCUCAGUGUGUCUUUCCAGGUCUUCACUGUGUAAAAAGUAGUAUAAAGAGUGAGCUGAUGAUGUCACUGAUGAUGUCACUUGAGUCAGAGUCAGUUGGGACGUUUGAGCGUUUAAAAAGUAAUGUUAGCAUAACUGCUGGAGGCUAGCAGCUCCGCUACUAACAGAACACAGGCGACAUUAGUUAUUACUAAUGAAAACAUUAACGAUGUCUCUGUUCUGUUCAAGAGUCCCCGUAAACCACAUUAGUGAGAGAGUGAGCCAGAGUGAAACUUAAGGCCUUUACACACACACAGCGACGAGGAUCAACGUCACGAAAUUGCGAAAUAAUCGCCUGCGAAUAGUUCGCAUCAAAACUAUUCACACCGGCAGCGAUACGUAUUUGCGACGGCUCGUUCUGCCGUCAGUCGGUUUGUCCGGCGGCUGCUUCUGUGGACGGAGACGCUGAACGCAGGUCGGAGCCGUCGUGGAUCGAGCGGAUAUAACGCUCUCCUCUUCAUCAUCACUGAUGAUGAUCUCCGACCUGCGUUCAGCCGCCUGUCAGCUGCAGCUCCUGAGAAGACAAACUGCCUUCAGCAGGCUGACGGACAGCAGGAAGUUACUGAACCCAAACAUGGGAAGAAAUCCAGUGUUUGUAUGUAUAAAUACAUGGUGAUGAUGCUUAUGAUACAUGAUCCAUCAAUGUAUUGAUUCAUGUUCACAGUGAGUGAACCUACCUGUCUGCCUGCAGCUGAUCAAUCAAUAUUGAUACGGUCAAUAAGUUCAAACACACGCAGCAGGUUACUCAACGCCCCACGUGGGCCGUCGCAACAAACAGCCGUCUGUGCAGAUUACACUUCCUGAUUGGUUGAUGCUUUUAUUCGCUGUGUGAGAAGUCAGAAAAAUGUCCUCACGACACAAACAACAGUUUGAAAAAAUAUAUUGACGUGUGAAUCAGUCGCACGAAAAAAUGGCGUCUGCUGACUGUGUAAAGGCCUUUAAACAUCGUUCGUUUUAUUAUUUACACCCGUGAUUCUCCUCCUGUAACACAUCUCCCCACCCUCCCGUUGAUAGUCCAGUUGCAUCGUGGGUAAUGUAGGCGUCAGGUAUCUCUGGUUCUGCUGCAUUGAUUUAAUUUUUCUUUAAACUGUUCGUCACCGAGUCUGAUGAUGUCACAGGAGUGAAAAAAUGAAUCUGGAGGUUAAAAUCUCAAAAAUGAACUUGUGAAUUACGGUUUUAUUGACUGAAUAACUUGUUUCCAGUGUUUUAUUAUUUAUUUUAUUGGUCAGGAUCGUUAGCUCGAAGAGUUUUUACCUCUUUUUAUUGUGAUUGCAACUUUACUCCGUAUAAAGUUUUUUAUUUGUUUGUCAUUUUUUAGUCAGUUGUUUUUGCAAAUCAGCGGUUUAUAAAACGGUUCGGUCUUUCUUUAAUAAACAUGCUGAACGUCAUUUCCUGCUAUCAUCUUUGUUUGGAUUAAGAAACAGAAUCACAGCUUGCAAAUCUUUUUUAUCGUGCAGCAGAUGUAAUAUUUUAUAACGACAAAAAGAGACUUGAAUGAAAAGAGCUGAUCACAUGACCGGCGGUGGGUGGAGUCAAACACUGUUAAUGUAUUUUUUCCUCUUUUCAUCCAGACUUCUGUGUUAAAUCACUCUGUGCACAACCAACUUCUUCCUGUCCAGCACACAUUUAAUAAACUGUACACAUGUAGAAAAGAUGGAGAAUCAUAAACGUCUCCGUCUGUAUAAAGUUUGAUGAUAAACAACCAGAUUGUUGUUUUUAUUUAUGAACAUAGUUUUAUUUUGAUGUCUGUCUCGACUCUUUUUAAAAUGAGAAAAACACUCAAAUAAAAAUGUCUAAAAUACUCUUUUAUGUUGACUUUUCUUUUGUCACGUUUGCAAACAUAAAACAUUUAAAACUAUAAAGCUCGUUAGAUGAUCAUCAGAUGGAGGUCAGGAGUGUGUUUUAUAUAUAUAUAAUAUA